Messenger RNA from Vanessa atalanta (red admiral), 1956 nucleotides. RefSeq names its product acid sphingomyelinase-like phosphodiesterase 3a. The record is from RefSeq and is a predicted model, not a curated record. The coding region runs from base 180 to 1550 and encodes 456 amino acids. NCBI's taxonomy places the organism in Eukaryota, Metazoa, Arthropoda, Insecta, Lepidoptera, Nymphalidae. Gene Ontology annotation, molecular function: hydrolase activity. The transcript has 10 exons.
UUAGACGUUUGUUCCGAGUCCCACAUACUUGACGCGUGUCCUGUGACAGUGAAAUGCGCGUGUGCCAUAAUUUCGUGAUCACAUACCUCGUGAGGACAUAAUAUGAGUGACUGAUUCCAUAUUGUGUUAUUACGGAUUUUUUCAGAUAUCCAGUGAAAAUGACGUAAGCGCGUGUCACGAUGAAGAUCGUUAGCUUGCUGUUGACACUCGUCUGUGUCAUGACAUUCAAGGUCACGCAAGCUAAAAUCGGAUACUUCUGGCAUAUAACGGACUUUCAUUACGACCCACUUUACACCGCACAGGGCGAUACUAGAAGACAUUGUCGAAGAGCAGAUGAACGAGGAAGUUCAGGUCAUCACCGCGCACUCGGGCGUCUCGGUGAUUACUCAUGCGAUAGCUCUCUUGAGCUCAUCCAAUCAGCAUUACGAUAUAUGCGUACGAGACACUCGGAAAACGUUGAAUUCGUACUUUGGACGGGUGACAUCGUCGCCGAUCAAUAUUCCAGUAAUGAAGACAAUAGGUACCAGGCGAUCAGAAACGUGACAGAACUUCUUCGGAUGACCUUUAGUUCCCACUUCGUUUUUCCUGUCCUGGGUCACACAGAUCCUGCACCAUCUGAAACAUUAACCAACCUUUGGAGUCAUUGGCUUCCAAUGGAAGCUUUACAAACGUUGAAAAAUGGUGGUUACUACACAAUAGAGCAGUCACACAGCAAACUGAGGAUUGUAGCUCUAAACACGAACCUGUUUAGCCUCAGUGAAGCAAAUGGCGUACAUGCACGACGUCAAUGGGAAUGGUUGGAUCAAGUAUUGGAAAAAGCAACGACCAACAACGAAAUGGUCUACAUUGUGGGCCACGCAGCGCCCGGCUCCGAUUCCAGAUAUAACGCCUACUCCGUCGACGCCAACACUAAAUACCUACGGCUCGUACGGCGACACGCGCGGAUCAUAGCUGGACAGUUCUUUGGACAUCUACACGUUGAUACCUUCAGAGUCAUUUAUGAUAAAGAACAACCCGUUUCUUGGGCGUUUCUCGCGCCAUCUGUGAGCCCUCAUCACGACCCAGCGGGAUCGUCCAAUCCAGGUCUUAGACUUUACAAAUUCGACUCCGACAAUGGUAAGGUAUUAGACUACACACAGUUUUAUUUGGACUUGGCUGUGGCUAACCGGGCGGGAGCGGGAGCGGGAGCGGUGGCGGGCGCUGAAUGGGUCGCGGAAUACAAUUUGACACAAUAUUACGUGCUGAGAGACGUGUCUGCUGAAUCGUUGCACCAUCUAGCUGACAAGCUGAGGAUAGGCACGACGCAAGAAAUGACGAUGUUUUACAAAUAUUUACGUGCAUACAAUGUCAGGCAUGAAAGUGCUGACAACUGUGACGGCGCAUGCGCGCACCAACACUUUUGCGCCAUCACUUGUUUAGAACAUAUAGCGUACCGUCAGUGCGUGGAAGCGGCAGCUAGCGCCCUUGCCGCAUCUGGUCGUUCCGCUUCGCUCACCGCUCCGCUUGUGAACAUGAUAUUAACCCUAAUAAUAAGUAUCGUUGUGCUUUAAUUGUUUUGUCGUUUGAAUAAGGGAAUGAAGAAAUAACAGUGCUUUAAUGAAGGAGUUAUGUGGUGAUAAAACUAUAAUAUGUGUAAUUGAACAUACACUGCUGGUUAUGCUCAGGAUCUUUGUGAUAUGACGUGACUUUACCUUUUAAUACGAGUUAGUGUAUUUUAAUUAAUCGCUGGUGAAAUAAUAAAGUACGAUUGUUAAUUUUUUUUUUUUAAUUUUUAAGGUUUUUAAAAUUGAGUAGUUUAAAAUGUGUCAAACUUUGAUUCGUUUUCUUUUGAUUGUUAGAUCAUAGCUCAAUUAUAUGUUCAUUAAUGCUGUAAUAAGUAGCGAAAUUAUACUCAUAGAUUUUAGGUGAUUAAAAUUUUUUAUACAGCAGUAUUCGGCGUAAACGUCAUUCGGUAAU